GGGAGUUCCUUUUCCGUGUUUGUGUGUGAGCUGUAGUCACAGCCGUUUGACAAUGCAGAUCUUCGUGAAGACCCUGACGGGUAAGACCAUCACCCUGGAGGUGGAGCCCAGUGACACCAUCGAGAACGUCAAGGCGAAGAUCCAGGACAAGGAGGGCAUCCCCCCUGACCAGCAGAGGUUGAUCUUUGCGGGGAAACAGCUGGAGGAUGGGCGCACCCUGUCCGACUACAACAUCCAGAAGGAGUCCACUCUGCACCUGGUCCUGCGAUUGAGGGGUGGUGGCUUAAGUUCCCCCUUUUAAGCAGUUGACAAAAUUCAUUGCACUUUUCUUUCAAUAAAGUUGUUGCAUUCCAAA
Messenger RNA from Enhydra lutris kenyoni (northern sea otter), 355 nucleotides. Its product is annotated as ubiquitin. Gene Ontology annotation, biological process: protein ubiquitination; modification-dependent protein catabolic process. NCBI's taxonomy places the organism in Eukaryota, Metazoa, Chordata, Mammalia, Carnivora, Mustelidae. The transcript has 2 exons. Gene Ontology annotation, cellular component: nucleus; cytoplasm. The record is from RefSeq and is a predicted model, not a curated record. Gene Ontology annotation, molecular function: ubiquitin protein ligase binding; protein tag activity. The coding region runs from base 53 to 301 and encodes 82 amino acids.